AUGGCUACCAAAACCCUAGAAGCUCGCUUCGAACAUCUUACCGUGCACGAUGAGAACGAAGCGCCUACGGGCACUAUGCUCAAGUCAAAGGCAGCCUGUCAAGGAACUAUCGCAAGCCUCCCCCAAAGCCAGACGCGGCCGAACCUGGUGAAAUACGCACUUCAAGCCUCGAACGAAUCGAGACAAAACGCUGCUCAUGUCACGACCGUCACAACCACAACCACAACCACAGUGCCUACACUACCUCCAUCGCCGGUGCGGAAAGCCGUGACUUCGUCACGCACAUCCGAAGACCACAACGGCGCAGCACAUAAACAAGGGGCGGCGUUGAAUUUCUUCGAUCAGCCACAAGCUCCCAAACAAUUCCACCUGGGCAUGUUUGAGAUCGGAAAGCCCCUGGGGAAGGGAAAGUUUGGUCGUGUGUAUCUAGCCAGAGAGCGGUCGUCGGGAUUUGUCUGCGCCUUGAAAGUCCUCCAUAAAUCCGAGCUGCAACAGGGGAAGGUCGAGAAGCAGGUGCGGCGAGAAAUCGAAAUCCAGUCGAAUCUGAGACACCCCAACAUCCUGCGGCUGUUCGGGCAUUUCCACGACAGCAAGCGAAUAUUCCUCAUCCUGGAAUUCGCCGGCAAAGGGGAGCUGUACAAGCAUCUCCGGAAGGAAAACCGAUUUCCCGAGUGGAAAGCGGCGCAGUACAUUGCUCAAAUGGCUGCAGCACUCAAAUACCUACACAAGAAGCAUGUCAUGCAUCGGGACAUCAAACCCGAAAACAUCCUGGUGGGGAUACACGGCGAGAUCAAGAUCUCGGACUUUGGCUGGUCGGUCCACGCUCCAAACAAUCGGAGACAGACCAUGUGCGGCACCUUGGAUUACCUUCCACCGGAGAUGCUCAAGCCCGGCAGCUCCGAUAAUUUUUACACUGAAAAGGUGGAUCUCUGGAGUUUAGGUGUGCUCACCUAUGAAUUCCUGGUUGGCGAGGCGCCAUUUGAAGAUACGCCGAUCAUGACACAGCGACGAAUUGCUCGCGGCGACAUGACUAUUCCGAGUUUUGUGAGUGCAGAAGCCAAAGACCUUAUCCAACGUCUGCUUGUUCUUGACCCUGAGAUGAGAAUUCCUCUCGAAGACGUCCUUCGACAUCCCUGGAUCGUCAAGCACUGCGUGACCAAGGGUGGAGAGCGUGGUUCACAAAGAGCGUCUAACAGCAAACGCUCGAGCUCAGAACAAUGA
Capronia coronata CBS 617.96 is the source of this 1221-nucleotide messenger RNA. Its product is annotated as AUR protein kinase. The transcript has 3 exons. Gene Ontology annotation, biological process: mitotic spindle organization; protein phosphorylation; regulation of cytokinesis. The coding region runs from base 1 to 1221 and encodes 406 amino acids. Lineage: Eukaryota; Fungi; Ascomycota; Eurotiomycetes; Chaetothyriales; Herpotrichiellaceae. Gene Ontology annotation, cellular component: spindle pole centrosome; chromosome passenger complex; spindle microtubule. Gene Ontology annotation, molecular function: ATP binding; protein kinase activity. The record is from RefSeq and is a predicted model, not a curated record.